AUGGGCAGGGUACAAGUUACACGAGGAUUAACGCGGUCGACACCUGCACUCACCUUGAUGGCAGCUGCCGAUACCGUUACUUUGGCUUCAAUGUUUGUUCAGAAGUAGCUGAAGCUCAUUAGGAAGGUGGUCGGAGUGUAAACUGAAGAAGAAUGUCAGAGCAUGCAAAAUACAUAAAAGAUCCGUUUAAAGAAGAUUAUUAAUACUUCAAGUCAAUAAAAAAUGCGAAGAAGUUCAGCCUUGUAAAAAAAACGAAACCUUUUCUAAAUCUUCAUUAAGGCGGUGGACGGUGUUAAACAUAGCAUCCUUUACAACAUUAAACAUUACCAUUACAAUAUAAAUAUUUUUUUUGCAUUUAGAUUUUUUGACAGUUUUCCAGCUUUCAUUCAUUUGAAAUAAAUUUUUUUCGAGUUACUGUUUUUGCGAACGACUGGUAGAAAUUACCUCGCUUUCGACUGAUUAAAAACGGAUCUGUCAAAAUUUCACUGGAUAUUUUUUUGAAAUUUUGUCUUUAGUAGAAAAGUUCCAAAAUUAGGCAGAAAAUUUACGGAACUAGAAGAUCCAUUUUCCUAUUUUCUAUCUCUUCAAUUUGUUUUUUUGUACUUGAAGUGAGAAUAUUUUUGAGCGAACACCUUUUUCCGUACGCAAGAAUCAUUUGAAAUGCAGUCUAACAUUCACGCGAUCUAUAAUUAAUAAUAGGCCUAUGAAAAAUGCACCGAACAAAGCCCACUGCACUCUAAAUGCGCCAAAAAAAGUGUCUGUCCUGAUUUUCACUUCCAUUUCCAAAUUAUUACUCUUUUAAUUGAUUUCUUGUUGUAGUUUUCAAUAAGCUUUCGUUUUGUGAAUGGAUUGUUCGUUUAAUUUCAGGAAUAAUUGCCGGUAGUAGAAAAAUAAAAAAACUGUGAAUCAAUUUAAUAGUUUUUUUCCUGUGAACUGGCAAGAAAAAACCAUUUUCACCGUUAUUUCCUGUCAGUAUACAUUCCAUCAAGGAUCAUUCUAACAGACCUCAAGGCUUCAUAGUUUCAAGCUCUGUACUUUCCAUCAAGAUAUUCUCAAUUUCUUUCACAUUUUUGUGCUCUUGUAUCCUCUUGAUCCUUUCGAACUUCAUGCAGAGCUGUUCUUCUCGAAAAAACCCAAAACGGCUCACCAAUUUUGGCGAGUCACGAAUAGGAGCGAGUUGUUAAAUAUUUCAUUUGAAAUGAAUAGCCCUCUAAGCGACGACAAUUGCGUCGUAAUUCCAGGAGAUCCCGACGUUCUGGCCGUAUUAGGCAACAGAGAGGACAUCAGGAAGGAGUCGGAGCCGUGAUUGGCGAGAGGUGGGCGUGGCGGGAGCAUCUCGCGCGCCGAGGCUUACGGUAGGCUGCUCAGAGGUCGUCGGGGCACACAUUCGCCAUCCGACCAGCCGCCGCCGCCGAUGCAGACCUCCCAGCGGCUCUAUCCGUCGCUGAACGCCCUCGCCACGACGUCUUCCUCCGCUUCUGGCACCGCCACCGCCUAUUCCGCCUCCAAAAUGCAGCCGGUUCGUUUCUCCAUCUCCUUUUCUUCCUUCCGUUCGCUCCAAAUCUGUCCCCAUUUUUUCACCUGUCCCCUCGCCGACGCAUUUCGCUCCCGAUUAUUUUAGGAAUUCAACGGCGAACAUGUCGACGACAACCCUUAGAAUAUUCAUAGCCGACAAACGCCAACAAUGAUUUACUCAUGCGGCCACACACGCGCCCCCCUCCCCAAUGAGAAUAAUUUAAGAAGCGAAGAAGCCGCCAUGAAAAAUUUAAUAUCGUUUCGGGGGCAGCGGCGUGUUCAUGAUUAGGCCAUUUCCUACUCUCGAUGUUGCUUUCGGUAUUUAUUCGUCAUCUUUAAUUAGCGAUGAAGUUCUUUUUCUCGUUUGAAGAAGCUUGAUGAGAAGCUGUAUCUUGGCUCAACUGUAAUUAAAGGGUUAAACAAUAGUUUCCAGUCUCCUUGAUAUUAUUUUAGCAGUGGAUAACUCGGUUUUUUUUCCUAGCACAGCUAAUAUUUUGAAAUAGUUUAUAUAACAUCUCAAUUUCGCAUUAUGGCUUCAAAACUUGUCUUUUCUGAGCUUUGGCAUCAACAGUUAUUUUCCUGUCCCGAAGUUGUUCCAGCUUCGAAAUUUUACAAGAAUAAGCUUUGCAUUUUUUGAAACUAGUUCGGAUAUAAAAUGGGAUGGCAAAUUUUCAACUUUGAACUGUUUUUAUCGGCUUGUCAUCGAAAAGUUUUGAUUCGGAAUUUUUGUCAGUUUUUGGUAUUUUUCUGCUUUUUUGCUUAACUCUCUUCCCAUCUUCAAAAAAGUCGUAAUAAGAAUAGUUCUCUCAAGUUAUUUCGCUCUUUUACAUAUAUUUUUGAGAGAUUUGGUUCUUCAUUUUUUUUUGUUAGUUUAACCCUUGAUUUUCAGCUUUUCAAGCUUUUCAAUUCAAAAAAGAACUUUCACAUUUUGGCUGUAGGUAGUUUUAGAGGUAGGAGAAGUUCUUAAUAAUUUAUUUAAGGCUAUGAGAACCUUAACGAGUUGGAACUUUAAGAAAGUUGAACUUCUGCGAUCCAUAUAAAUUAAUUUCUUAAGUGGGUCUUCUCUCUCGAGAAACAUGUCGGACAAGAUGAAGUGGCGUCACCUCGCAAAUAAAAUAUUCCGGCAUGCAUCGGUACAAGAUCAACAGACCAGCAGAAUGAGUAAAAAACGUCUCUUGAAAAACUCCCACGCGACAAAAAUAUCACGAAAAUGCGUAAAUCGAGGAUCCAGACCCGCGAAUGACGUUAAUAGGAAUCCAUUCUGAUAGUGGCAGGUGGAAAAGAAGUAGGCGACUUGAACUAGACUUGAAACACCCCUUUUCCCCCAGAUCUUUAGUCAUUUCGGAGUUUCAGUUCAACAACAGCCUGUUCGGGUCCUUCGAUGAUCCGUUGUUGCACGCCCGCGCCGCCCAGGCCGCCUUGGCCGACAUCGACGUCAAGAGCGUCCAUCUGACCAACCCUCUGAUGCGGCCGCACGACAUGUUCAGGUUGGGAUUGAUAAAGGAAUGAUUGUUGCAAAAGUCUUUUUAAGCUUCGAGAUCUAGAAAAGUUUUGAUAAUUUUUUUUUACUCCUCUUUCUAAUUUUUCUCUGAGGCUUGUGCAUGUUUGAGGUGGCUAAGAGUAAAAAUCUGAAGUUUUAGGGCAGAUAUAUUCGAAAUUUGAGGUCUCUGGAAAGAUUUUGAUAAUAUUUCUAGCGCCUUGCUUUGAAUAGUCUUUUAGGCAUUUUUAACUUUGAUCUGACAUAAAUUUGGAAAAAAAAGCUCUUUAGAAAAUAUAUCCCAAAGAGUCCAACGUCGAUAUUCGAGCUCUUGAAAGUCGAUGAGGAUAUUUUUUGAACUUCUGCUUCGAUUUUUUGUUUACUGAGGUUCAGGCUUGAUCUUGUUAAAUGAUAGGAGUUCUGAAAAAUUUUUCAGUGACAUCUGAGCCCAGAUAUUGAUGCUUCGAAAAAAAUAUUUUUAACCUUUUCAAAGAAAAAUUAUUUUUUAACCUUUUCAAAGAAAAAAUUUUAAUUAAGUUUUCCAGCUUCUUUUUUUUUUGAAUGAAAAUCUGAAGAGCAGCUUCUAACAACGGAGAGAAAAACUAACGAAUAUUUUCCUCAACUCUAAAUGACGUAAAACAAGCCAGUUUCAUUUCGGAAACGCUUUUAUUGUUUUAUUUUGACUCUUCAAAAUUUUCUGGUUUCUCACUAAAAUCAGCCUUGUACUUUUUUGUGAAUGGAACUUCAAAUUGGUCGAUAAGGUUCUGUGUUUUUUUGCCUAAAAAGAUUCCAAGGAUCCGCUGUAAUGUUUCAGAGAAAAAUUCUUCUAUGAUUUUUUUCCACUUAGAAAAGUGUAAAGAAAAUUGAGGAUAGAACGUUUCACGCAGAAAGACUUUUUAUGAAACGCGUUUCAUUUUUCAUUUUUCGAAACUUUCUCAGUUUUUUUUAAGAGGAUAGUUUUAUAAGACGCUUUUCAUUUUAUAUUUUUGAAAAACUUUCAGAAUUUCUCAUUUUUCCGCUUUUCUUCCUCUCAGCCUCCAAAACUGAAAAAAAAACGAAGAUGUUCAGCAACUACUUCAUGACGGGCCACGACACGGCCAACAUCUACCAAGGCCUUCCUUCUUCUUCAGAACCCUUUGACGCCACUUCCUUGAUCCCCACGUCUUCUGAACAGAGUCAAGAACAGAUGACGCCACUUCAACAAGUAGACUUCCUUUCAGAGAUUCUAUUUAUAGUCGCAAUUUUGUAGGUAAUGGCGAUGCAAAGUUACGGAGCCCCGCCACAAUUCACGCAGUACCCCAUGUCGCACUCCUUCGCCGCCUCCGCUAUCACUGCGCCGACGCAAGUUGCGCGGUAUCCGCUGGCCGCUCCCACUGCUGGUGAAUCUUCCUUCUCAUUAUAAAAAAGGACUUUUAAAUAAAUAUUAUACAAACCAAGGAAAAAAUGGGAACAGGACCUCAUUGAAAAAUAUAUAAAUUUUACCCUUUAUAUAAUUGGAAAAUUCAGGAUUUAUUAUUUUAAUGUUUAUUAUGAAACAUAUAAGACCCUUGAGAAGCUGAUAGUAGGAUAAUAAACGUGAGAAAAAAAUCAGUAAAUAUAUUACUUCGCUGGAAAAUUAAGAAAUAAACGUCAAAAGUACGAAAGUGCAAGAGAAAAAGAUUCAUUCACGACUUUUUUUGAAUUUUCGAAAUUUACAGCUUUUUGAGAAAAAAAGUUAGGUUGCUAUACAACAAAAAAAAGUUGCUUUAUUUUAAAAUACUCAAAAAAAUUUUGAUGUUUUAGAAGAAUGUGGCUCAAUUUUAAUAUUUUGUGUCAUCAAAUUUGUCGCGAUAUAUAAUUGUGAAUCACGGCGACUGCCUCAGAUUUUCAAAGAAACAUAAGAAAUUGUUUUUUUAAAGAAUUUAUGAGCUUUUUACUUUUUUUAACGAUAACUUUAAACUUGGAAAGAUUUGAAAAAUCGAUUAUUCGAAAUCAUGAAAAAGCUAUCCUAAACCGAAUUAAGAACUGGAAACAGACCCGCGAGAGUUGGAACGGUUCGCUGAACACUUCAAACAGCGGCGAAUCAAGCUCGGCGUCACUCAGGUUUUUAUUUGAAUUAUUUUCUGAUUUGAAUAUGAAAUUGAGGCUUUUUAUUCAACUUUUUGAUUUUUCCAAAUCAUUUAUCACAUUUUUCUUCAAUAUUUUGCUUCUAGGCUGACGUCGGAAAAGCCCUCGCCCACCUGAAAAUGCCUGGCGUCGGGUCCCUCAGUCAAUCUACCAUUUGCAGGUUGUUUUUCUUCUUAUAGAUAUUUUCAAUUUCCAAUUUUAAGAUUCGAAUCCCUUACCCUUUCCCACAAUAACAUGGUCGCCCUGAAGCCCAUACUCCAUUCAUGGCUUGAAAAGGUUGAAAAAAGGAAAACUUCAGAGAUUUUAGGAAAAAUCAUAUUUAGGCUGAAGAAGCGACGAAACAAAAAGACGCUUGCGGGGAAAUGUCCGGAAUCUUGCCGAACACAGACAAAAAACGCAAGAGGACCAGCAUCGCGGCGCCUGAAAAGCGGCUUCUCGAAGAUUAUUUCAAGUGAGUUCGAAGUAAAAUGACUUUGAAAUUAGUGGAUGAAAUUUGAUCGAUCGCUUCAAAAGGAUUCUUAGGCUCGGAGAAAAAAAUUGCAAAAAAAUGAGUCGAAGUUUUUUUAUUAAGAAAAAUCAGUUGAGUAUAGAAAAGAUAAAAAAAGAUUUUAAAUUAUUUUUCGUUUAUUAGACAGGGCUUCAGUUUUACUUUAAGAAGAGUUAAUUUUAAAAAAAUGCUUCGAUGUCAUCUUUAUUUCUGAGUAAUUGUAUCAGAAAAAAAUCUUCCUUGUGGUUUUUUUACUUUUUUUAUUCCUGUUCAAAUUGAAGCUUCUUUCAAAAUUUUCAAAUACUUUCAAAACCGAAUUCGAAGAAAUUGAAGCAAGUCUGAAACUGAUAAUGUUCAGGCAACAGCCGCGACCUUCCGGAGAACGGAUCGCCGCGAUUGCCGACCGACUGGACCUGAAGAAAAACGUGGUCCGAGUUUGGUUCUGCAACCAACGACAAAAGCAGAAAAGGUACUUGGCCGCUCGGAAAUUCAGCCUCCUCUCAUUCAUUGGGCAUUAGAUAAAUAAAUAAUACGAGCAGCAUUUAUUCACAAGGCCCGCCUGAAAACACGCCGGGUUCACUUCAGUUGGCCUGACCAUUUUCGGCGAGGCUUCUCUGUCGAGCCUUCCGAGACUUUUCUUUUUACUGAAAAAGUUUAAGCUUUUUGAGAGCCUUGCCGAAGCUCCUGAUGUUGUAGUUUAGAUAGAAGUUUCAUAAAUUUUUUUAAAUUUUCACAAUCUUUUUUUAAAACUACGUAUGAGGUUUUUAAAGAAAAACUUAUCUUUUGGAAUAAGGUUUUUUUGAAAAAUUUUUGAGAAAUUUACUUUUUUUCUGGAUUCUACAAAAACGCCUUUUAAGGGAGCAUUAAAACUAGAUUUUUUGGAAAGUUAUCCAGAAAAAAAGUUUCGAAAUUUUUCGAAAAAAGAAAUGUUGCCCAAGAUUUUCUUAUCUUUCCAAUUUUUGAAAAAUGUUUCUCUGAUAAUCUUUCGCGGUGAUUCUCGCUGUUUUUUUAGAUUACCUUAUUUUUCUUAAAUUUCAUUACUCUUGAAAAGUUUAAUCACUGAGAGCUUCUACAGUAUCCAUCAAAAUUUUCUAGUUGUAAAACUGGUUUCGGAUUCAUUUCCGCAUCAGAAAAAUCACAGAUCUCUUAUAUACUUCUUCCUAGAACCCUGUUUAAAUCUUACACUUGUUCUUGUUUUCCAGAGAUUUCCGGUCACAGUUCCGCGGACGCAGCACCGCCGCCAUGACUCAGAGGAUAAUGCCGGCGCCGACGAAAUGCAGCCCUUUUGGCGCGAUUCCAGGCUACUUUGACUGA
Messenger RNA from Caenorhabditis auriculariae, 6899 nucleotides. NCBI's taxonomy places the organism in Eukaryota, Metazoa, Nematoda, Chromadorea, Rhabditida, Rhabditidae. The record is from the annotation of a GenBank genome assembly.